AUGGCUACCCCCACCACGCCGGGAGGAAGUCGAGGCCAUAUGAAUGGUGUCCUUGCUAUCACAGCUUCUCAAACCUCUGGAAAUGGGCCCCGCUCUGUAGUAGCCAAACCUCCAUCGCCAAAACUGAAGGUUGUCAUCAGGAGACUCGCCCCAGGUCUCACAGAGGCGGAGUUUACAUCCGUCCUUGGAGAUGGUUGGAGUCUGGGCCAGGGAAAGGUUGACUGGUUUCUAUACAAGCCAGGAAAGGACUCAAAAGAUCCUUCCAAGCCGUCCAGACCCGCCCGGGCCUAUCUCCAUUUAACACAUGAAAGCCAUCUCCUCAGCCUUUCCGACCUUGUUCGAGAAUCGGUCUUCGAAGAUGCCCAUAAUACAUUCACAAGCCAAUGUCUUAUUGGACCUCCAACCGUCGAGUUUGCACCCUACGGUCGAACACCUGGAGGUAGACGUCGAGUUGAUGCACGAGCAGGGACAAUUGAUCAGGAUCCCGAAUUUAUGGCAUUUCUUGAGGGCCUAGCAAAUCCAUUGACGUCGAAGGAGGCCAAUGCGGAUGUUGUGUUAGAUGGUACAUCGACGAAACAGGAGAAGGUCACUACCACGCCUUUGGUUCAAUACUUGAAGGACAAGAAGGCCAACAAGAGCAAGGAGAUGGCGGCAAAGGCAGCAAAGAAACAAGAAGCCCAGCUUGCGAAGACCAAGGCUGGCAAGGAAUCAUCAAGUUCUCUUGACGAUUCUAAGAAGAAGGGGAAAGAAGGAAAGUCAGACAAACUGAUAGAGAAAGCAGCUAGAGAAGCCGUCAAGAUUCUCAACAGGGAAGUGGCCACGAAGGCGAGUCCGGCAGCAAGUAUCUCAGAGGCUUCUGGCUCAGAAAGUUCUGGUACACCUAAGCUUGAUGUUACAAAGGUUCAUGGCCGACAGAGACCAGCUGUUAUCGCUGCUCAUAUCAAGAUGCUUCAACGGGAUCUUGGUUUAAGUCCAGCUCAAGCUCAUCGCCAAGUCAGAAGGGAUACUGCAGAUGCUCUGAAAGCUGAAAGAGCCGCGGCGGCGGAGAAGGCUGCUGCUGAGUCGAAGGAAGCAAGUUCAUCUCAACCAUCACAAACUCAGACAAUCCCAAUCGCACCAAAAGCAAGCAACAACCAGGCUAAGGACAGGAAGUCUCGAGCCAAAGGAAACUCUACCGAGUCUGAAACUGGCAAGGCUUCUGGUUCCGCUUCUACUCCGGCAGCGAAUCCCGUGGUGCUACUCAAGAAGCCUGAAAGCCAGCAAACCCAACGACCAGUUCCCUCUCCAACAAUACAGCAGCCAAAGCCUGCCCCAGUAUUGUCUCGAAAACCACCACCUGUUGCAGUACCAUCAGAGGGUGCUACACAAGCAUUCGUUAAGCAUGCCAAUCCUUCUCAGGGUGUGACCGAAGCCCUUCUCAAGGAAGCUAUGGAGAACUUUGGUGUCGUAUCGAUGGUGGAAAUUGAUAAGAGAAAAGGCUUUGCAUAUGUCGACUUUGUGGAUACAGAAGGAUUGAAGAAGGCAAUGGCGGCGAAUCCCAUCUCUGUUGCACAAGGAACCGUUCAGGUCAUGCAGCGAAAGGGAACUGCCUUGCCCCCUGAGAAGAAACCUGCAAAUCAGCCUCCGAAUGCUCCUUCCAGAGGUGGCAGAGCCGGGAGAGGUGGCACCAUGGGAAGACGUGGUGGGCGGGGCGGCGCACGGCAAGGUGCUCAAGCUGGUCCUUCGGAAGCAGCGAAGGCACCAACUGCUGCACCUACGGGACCAGCCGCGAAAUGAAGGAGCUUUUCAAUCAUUUGAAAUACUGCGUACUGUCUACGAAAGUAUGUUGAUGAAGAAGACGACUAACUAACAUUUGGGCGAGCGCAAACCAUCCAGCUAUACAAGGGUGGACUUGUGGGGAGGAAAACAUUUUCCAACGCAAAUUCCACGGAAAAUUUAAGGCAUCUCAUAUGGAGGAUAGCGAAG
Messenger RNA from Hyaloscypha bicolor E, 1965 nucleotides. RefSeq lists its product as uncharacterized. The transcript is spliced from 2 exons. Bases 1 to 1776 code for a protein of 591 amino acids. The record is from RefSeq and is a predicted model, not a curated record. Gene Ontology annotation, molecular function: mRNA binding. Gene Ontology annotation, cellular component: cytoplasm; nucleolus. Gene Ontology annotation, biological process: nuclear-transcribed mRNA catabolic process, nonsense-mediated decay; positive regulation of translation. NCBI's taxonomy places the organism in Eukaryota, Fungi, Ascomycota, Leotiomycetes, Helotiales, Hyaloscyphaceae.